AGCCUAUGGUAUCAACCGCGCUAGCGUUGAAAGUUUCAAAGAAAGUGGACACCAAACGUCUUCCCAGCUUGUCCUCAAUGUGAGUGAAAAAAUACCUCACUAACUUCGUUUGACUCAGAAAGGCUGCACUUACGAACGACUGAGAGUCAGCUUAAAAAUGAUGACUAUCUUGACUAUCUGCAAAUUUCUACUCAGCAGGAGUGACAAAGCAGGGACUACGGGACUCAGAUGAGUGGUUGGCUGCGUUUCCGCAUCUGAUCACAGCUGGACAGAUAAGCUUCAACAGACGAGCGGGACGUCGUAAAGAGGAUCAGAGAGGGUUGUCGUGUUGCUGGUAUCACUGCCGGCUGAUCUACGGGCCUUUACAUUUUUCAGUAAGGCUACUAGCAGCUGGUGAUCCUGAUCUUCAGCCUUACCCCGAGUAGGUCACCACCGAGGUGACACAGGAGGUCUGGACGGUCCUGAUGUGGAAUUUGACCUGAACUGACCCAGUCCCACAAGUAGUCUUUCGCUGAGAAAGGAGAAGAAGAAAAGAGGUACAGGAGCGACAGAAGAAAGGAGGAAGAAAAGGGAGAGCGGCUGCUCAGUGACUGUUCCUGAAGGAUGCCAGUGGAGACGCUGAGGCCCUCAGACGGCCGCCUGGCUGGAGUGGCCUUCACCUCAGUCAGACCCUUCAGAAUACUCAACAAGGGUCCCAACUACUUCCGCCCACCCCCUGAGCCCGGGACCCGCAAGCUCAGCGCCGUGGAGCGCCUGGAGGCUGAUAAGGCCAAGUACGUUAAGAGCCAGCAGGUGGCCCUCACACGUCAGGCCCCCAUCCAAGCCCCAGUCAUCCGCAAGCCCCUCGUUCCCCCAGCGCUGAUGCCACAGGGCCACAUUGGAACCCCAACGGCCCGGAAAGUUCCCCGUUGCCUGGGUGAUGUGGAGAACAGAGGAGGCAGAGAGGUGUCGGGGGAGAGAAGACCUUUUAACUUGGAUAUCCUGAAUAAUCUAAUCAGUGACGUAUGUGAUGGAACGCAGUCAUCUUCUUCCACCUCCCCCUCCUCAUCAUCUCCAUCUUCAGGGGUUAAGAGCAUCUGCAGCAGCCUAUCUGCAGAGCAGGACAAGAGCAACAGACUCCUUAACAACCUCAAACCCCUGAACCACGGUACCAACAAUUCUUCAUCCACCUCUUCUUGUAACUCUUCUCUGCUUAGCAAUAACCUUUGCCCCCCUGCAGCAGAACUUUCCCGUCGUCCACCCCCUGUCCCAGCACGGGUCUCACGGGGGGUUCCAGUCCCCUACAGCGUCCCUAACUCUGUGACUGUGCGCAGGGUGGAUGUUCGGCCUCACGCUGAGAUGAAGAAGCCACUGAGAGCGGCACUGCUGCCCCACCUCAGACCCAGACAGAUCCCCCAGGGUCAGGUCGCACAUCCCCAGCUUCCACCUCCACCGCCCCCUCCUCAAUCACAGAAUCAACCUCAGCCUCCCUCCAAGGUUAACACCUCAUCACAAACUCUGCCCUCUCCUCCAGUCUAUCUGCCCCCCAGCCCGAUGCUGGUCCGAGCAGGAAUGAUCCCACCAGCCUCCCCUGCUUUCACACGCAUUUCCAACGCCAGCUCCAAGGGCUCCUCCCGCAAGCACCCGUCCCUGCACCGCUCCAAGUCGGACCUGAGCGACCGCUACUCGCGCGCCACGGCCGACCUGGAGCGCUUCUUCAACUACUGCGGGCUGGACUUGGAGGAGGUGGAGGGGCUGGGCGGCAUGGAGCGCUUCACCCGGGCCAACUCAGACAUUGUGUCCGUCUCCAAGCUGCGCAGCGUCAGCACGCCCAGCUCAGAGUGCGGGGAUGACGCAGAGCGGAUGAGGGAGUACGGAGGGGAAGAGGAGGACGACGAGGACGGGCCCCUGAGGAUGAACGAAAGAGUCCCCUAUGGGAUCUCGGUCAUUGAGAGGAACGCACGAGUCAUCAAGUGGCUGUAUGGCAUCCGGCAGGCAAGAGAGGCAAACAGCGGCGUCUCCAACGUAUAGACUGAUGAUGGCUCGUUUGUUCAUGUUACGUUGCCUCUCAUCAAUGUUCUGGAUCCUCUGGUGGCUUGUCUUCUGUUUCCAGAUGGACUCACUUUUAUUGGACAUUAAACAUCAGACCUUUUAAGUUCAUGUUCACAGGCUGCAAGUCAGGACUGCAACUGGACAAUGCAUCGGCCCGUUCUUUAAGUUGAUCUUAUUGAUAUUCGCAAGCAAUAACAGGUUGUUGUAAAUGCUGGUGAAAAUGAAGGAUGGCUGCAGUUGUUGAUAAAGGUACUGCAUGUGUGUGUGUGUGUGUGUUUUUAUACCAGAGAGUUUGGCCCAAGACUGCCAGAAAGUUGCACAGCACAGAGACUAUUGAAGCCGAGCAGGAAGAGAACCACGCUCAUACUGUGAAACCUAAAAAUAAAGCUUCCAAAAACCAUGUGCAGAUUUUUAAAAGUUACACAAAAGGUUGGCUGUAAGACUGUUAUAAAUGUUUCAUUUAGCAUGCAAGUAAACCGUUUGUAUACAUUAUACUGUAGCACGUGUCAUAUCAAAAAGAAGGGAAAAACCUCCCCCAGCUUCUAGGUUCACAGCACAUCCAGUCACAGGGAGUCUUUAUCUGAUCGCAGCGUUUACGUAUUGCGUGUGCGUGCCUGCCUCUGAUGCAGCCUUGGAUUACGCUGCACUGGUGCAGCCGGGAAAAUCGGUUUACCGCGUGCGACUUGGCACGGAGGAAAGAGCAAGUCAUAUGAUGAAGGAUGAUCUCACAAGCCGACUGUUGAAGCAAGUGGAGAGUUUGUUGUAGUCUCAAGCAAAUCAAAAGACAUGAUUGAGGAUGGCUGAAAUGAGAGUGCCCUUUGACCAGUGGUGCAUGAAUAUGUUGGUGGGUCUGAGAGUGUCUCAGGAAGAUGGUAAAGCAAUAAACACAUGGACCAAUAUUUAUUUGGAAAAUGUAACUUAAGAUAUUUUUUGCUAAAGUAUGACUUUGUGUACAGAGAUCAGGCUGCGGUCUGAGGCUAAAUCCGAUGGUAUUUACUUCAAGUACAUUAUACCGUAUGUAGGUUCACCUUUAAAUGCACAUGCAGACACAUUCAGUGAGCAAACACAAAGGAUGCAAUGUGUUGGCUGCUGCUCUGCAUGGAGGACUAGAUAAGCUAUUGUGUAUUUAUUAGACUUCCUGUUUGUUGCAGUGGACAGAAAAGGGCACCACCCCCUGUUUCUGCUUCCAGUGAACUGUUCAGGGUUUCCAGUUUGGAGCAGCAGUUAGGUCUUCCUCACAUGUGAAGCUGCAGCCGUAGCGUGCAGCGGCAAUCAGAUCAGAGAGCUGCAGAACUCCACAGCAACAUUCAAGAACAAAGGGUGCGUUUUUUUAAUCAGGCACUGAAUGCCCAAAGAGUCUUCAGAUUAGAGGUCCGAAAUGCUUUACAGUGGUGUAUCCCGAAUCAUUAAUAAAAAAUGUUUGUAUAUUA
This is a messenger RNA of Girardinichthys multiradiatus, 3461 nucleotides long. RefSeq names its product protein FAM110B. The coding region runs from base 604 to 2010 and encodes 468 amino acids. NCBI's taxonomy places the organism in Eukaryota, Metazoa, Chordata, Actinopteri, Cyprinodontiformes, Goodeidae. The transcript has 4 exons. The record is from RefSeq and is a predicted model, not a curated record.